Molecule: messenger RNA, 2214 nt
Organism: Trichomonas vaginalis G3
Lineage: Eukaryota; Parabasalia; Trichomonadida; Trichomonadidae
Product: armadillo (ARM) repeat-containing protein family
Exons: 1
Coding region: 1-2214 (737 amino acids)
Source: RefSeq, a predicted model, not a curated record
AUGUUUCAAGGGAAGCUUCCUUUUGAUGAUGUUCCCGUUCAACCUCAGAAUAACAAGAACAUUCCACGUGGAUACGAGACGUUUGUUGAAUAUGUCGAAUAUUUAGCGACAUCUCCACAGAUUGAUCCUGGAUUUUGUUCUGAUCACAUUACACAAUUCUUAAUCACACCAAAAGUCAAAGAUGAAUAUAAGAAGCGUGUUCUCUUUGCUCUUAGCAGCAUAGAUCUUCCAGAUAGCUUUUGGUCUCCACUUUUUGCCCAAUUCAAGACUCAGCUUUCACCAAAAUGGAAAUUUGCCGAAGAAUUCCUCCUUUGCAUCAGCACAGCACCAACAAGUUCUAUUUUACAAGAGUUUAACACUUUUAAUUUUAUCAAUCAAUUCCUUGACGAUCAAAACGUCGAAAUUCGUUUUUCAGCCUUCUCCACACUCUACAAAUUCCGAGAUAACAUUGUUAUUACUGAUAAAAUGGUUCAAUCCAUUCUAGACAACCUUACUAUGAAAAGUCCGAAGCUUGUGUUCCUAUCUGUUAACUGGAUCAUGUUCUUGAUCUCUGUUGACUAUCCCCGCAUCCAGGAAAUCUUAGCUCCUUACAAAGAUCAAAUAUUUGAUAUUCUUCCUGUUUUAGGACAUUUAAUCAACCAGAAGCAGGUCGAAUUCAUCCUUAACUUCACGCAGCCAACAAUCAGCCAGCAAAUCGCCCCUGUUACCCACUCUUCCAUCUCAACUGCUUGUUAUAUUUUAUCAUCUCUACCAUUGGCCAACGAUUUCCCAUCGAUAUCGAAUCUCCCACUCAAUGUUGUACUCCCUCUUUACAUUGACAUCAUCAAAAACACAUUUUCUAAUGGUCUUCGCCUUGAAUUAUACACAGCUUACUUAAAGAUCCUUAUUCAAGCAGAAGCACCUGCACAAGACAAGAUAUUCUUCGAAACAAUCAGCGAUAUGCUAUUACAGGAGCAAGGACAAACAGAAUUCAAGUUAGUUGCUUUAUAUGCAACAGUUGCUCGCAUGUACAGCCUUCUUCCUAACAUUAUGGAUAAGGCUUCAGGUCCUGGCGUCAAUCCGAACUACUUCUCAAAGCUUGUUGCCGUUUCUUGCAUCAUUGGCAUCAAAGAUAACACAAAUCAUAUCAGAGACAUCAAGAAAUUACUUACAUGGACCAGGAAAGAUGCUUCCUGGUACGUAGCUACCGGUGCAGCCUUUCUUUACUUAUUUAAUUGCAAUAUGUACACAGUUGACUCAUUACAAGAGCUUAUUGAUAUCUCGAUAUCCAUUACAGAUGACAGAGUUCGUGCCAUGUUACUUAUUUACCUCUCAUACUUUGCUCCUGUGAAUUUCAAAUCAAAUCUUGUUGUUCAGAUGAAGAAUCUCCUCUUCCCGCACUUAUUUACCAAAUAUCCCGACGUCAUAGACUUCAAGAACAUCAAGAUUCAUGAGAAAUUGCCACUUCUUCUCAGAGUCGGAUUAACUCGCUGCAUUGGAGCCCUCGCUCAGCCAGAUGAGCUCGAGGACAUCGAUGAAGAGAUGAAGGCCCCUCUGAUUUCAUCAUUUAAAGCUGGGCCAUUGACCGGCGAAGAACUUCUUGUAGAUCCAUUUUUCCUUUGUACGUCGAAAGACAUCGGAUACCUUUCCAACGGUAUCUCCGAUAUCAACAAGCUACAGUCUUUCAGCGUAUCAAGGCCUUAUACAAGAGUUUCUCCAACAUCCCACGCAUUGAACGUAGAAGUCGCUUCCCAGAUCACAGCGAAGAACAAAUCGAUAGCUCUCGAUGUAAGACUGAGCGUCCAGCAGCUCACAACCUCUCUAAAAGUGUAUUUCGACAUUCCAUCGAAUUUCACUCCGAAUCAGAUUUCUCCUUGGGUCAUUGCCGACCUUAACGCUGGCUCUAAGAUCAACCAUACGAUCACUUUUACGUCAAACAAGAUGACAAACCCCAAUAUUGGAAUAAGAGUUGAACAAGAUGGACAAGAAGUCUUGAAUAUCAAACUCUGCGUACCAAUAAUCGAUAUGUUCUACAAGAUAGACCACGACGAUGAAGUAGCUAAGCAUAUCUGGGGUAAAUUGCCUUGCCAAGGAAAUGCUGACGGAUUAAAGGACGGAAUGUGGGUCUGCUGGAAUGGAUGCGUCGGAAUAAAGAAUGGUAUCGCUAGAUCUGAUGUUCCUGCAUUCUUAAAGAUGCUUCCUUCUUCAAGUCAAACUGUUUCAAUUAUUGAAUAA